This is a messenger RNA of Aspergillus versicolor CBS 583.65, 785 nucleotides long. RefSeq lists its product as uncharacterized. The transcript has 2 exons. The coding region runs from base 132 to 566 and encodes 144 amino acids. The record is from RefSeq and is a predicted model, not a curated record. NCBI's taxonomy places the organism in Eukaryota, Fungi, Ascomycota, Eurotiomycetes, Eurotiales, Aspergillaceae.
GGCCUAUCGCAGUUCCCGCCGUACGAGCCUGGCUGGGUGGAUUGGGUUUGUCCCUUGCAGUUCCACGGCAUUUCCUCUCAGCUGGUAUUCGCAACAAAAGCCAAAGCUUAUUUGAAACGGCUGAAAUUGCGAUGGCCAUGAGGAUUGAGGAGCGUUGGGGGCGGUCGCUUACGAAGAAACCAUCUUCGCGAACAGGGCGAUCACGUCGAGUCUCUUUGCUUUUCUUGACGACUUGGAGAACAGCCUCUCAGCGCCAGAAUUACGUACUUCAUGACUCGUUCCGUACGAGUAAGGCGUGCCUAAGCCCGAGGCUGCCUCGCAUCUCCUCACAUGCGAUCCCCGCGUUUGCCAAGCUGCCAUCUGCUGUUGAGGAAGAUAGCGUCUUGCAAAUGUCCGCUAGGUUUCCACCAGUACUAAUGGAGAUUAACGCCCUCUCGCCGUCGGCCAAUAAUGAGGCCUGGGAUUAUUGGUCCAGGGCGACGUCGGACCCCGGAAGGGCGGAUUCAGCAGACUGCACCAGAUUGUCGCCAGUGAUUAAUGGAAAUCAUUCUAUCUUCGUCUAUUAGCUUCUUGCGGGCGAUCCUCGGAGCAUUUUCUGGUUAUCAAUCUCAUUCUGAAUCAGAUUCUGCAUCCGGACUGAGUUGGAAGACUCGGACGCUGACCGAUCUGGCCGACGAACUCGAGUGCUAGGCACAAGACUACCGUGCUUCCGACAUGGUUACGAAUCAUCCCACAUGUCAGGGCCUCCCAGGUGAAUGUUCCUGUCUAGCCUAUCCAGCAGCUCU